AUGUUACAACUCUACACUGAAGAUACUUAUGAAAUUGAAGGCGAGCCGUUGUUUGGUUACUUGAGAGGAAGAUAUACCGCUCGAGAAUUAUCUUUGAUUGAUGAUUAUGCAUUUGACUUAGGCAUAGAAGUGAUGCCAUGUAUUCAAACAUUGGGUCACAUGGGGCAAGUGUUACAAUGGCAACAAUACGCUCAUCUUCGCGAUAAUACCGAAGUGCUCUUGGCUGAGUCUGAGACUACUUACGAAUUCAUUGAGAAGAUGAUACUAACCGCAUCAGGGCCGUUUCGUUCCAAGCGUAUUCAUAUUGGCAUGGACGAGGCUCACGGUGUCGGAGAAGGUCGGUAUCGACAGUUAUAUGGAUAUAAGGACUCAUCUCAAAUUUUUGUGGAGCAUUUGCAAAGAGUGAACGAGAUUUGCGAGCGUAAUAACUUACAGCCAAUACUCUGGUCAGAUAUGUUAUUCUGUUUGGCCGCCAAAAAUAAUUCGCUACAAGGUUAUUAUGACGAAACCAAUAACCCAGCUACACCCGAACUAGUUUCAAAUAUGCCUUCAAACGCAAAGCUUAUUUUUUGGGAUUAUUAUCACACAAGUUCUGACAUUUAUUCUCAAAAAAUCCAGCAACACCGUGAGAUGGGCUGUCCUGAUCCUUGGGUUGCUACUUCUGCAUGGACAUGGAGUCGCUUUUGGACUGCUUUGCCUUUCACAUUUGAAGCUGUUAGGGCAAGCACAGUGGCUGCCAAAAGCAAAGAAGACGGUGUGCGAAAUGCAUUUAUAACAACUUGGGGGGACGAGGGCAAUGAAUGUGAUGUACUUUCUGCUUUACCAGCACUAUUGUAUUACGCUCAGCAUGGCUAUUGUGAACAAGCGGAGGUGGAUAUACAGAUUUUGAAAAGAAAUUUUGAGGGAAUAUGUGGUGGGAGUUUCGAUGAUUGGGUAACCGCAUCCAAGAUUGACGAUACACCUGAAGGAACGCCCAUAACUCCAAGAUCUACAUUCACAAGCAACAUGAGUAAAUGGUUACUUUGGGAGGAUCCGUUCUUAAGCUUUCUUUCACCGCAGUACGCAGACGAAGACUUGGAAACACAUUAUAUCUCAAUUGAAGAGACUUUAUCUAAAGCUAUCACUGAGAAGACAAGAUCUAAUCCUUUUAAUGAAAGGCUGGAGCUUCCUCGCAGAAUAGCUACAGUGCUUUCUUUAAAAUGCUUUUUGCGUAAACGAUGCGUAGAGGCAUACAGAAAGAAGGAUUACAAUCAAUUGUUAGAACUAGCUCAUGGAAGACUAGCCGUUUUAAGGAAGGAAGUGGAUAGUUUAUGGAAAUAUCAUCGUAAAAUGUGGAUGAAGACGUAUAAACCUUUUGGAUGGGAAGUUCUUGAGAACCGUUAUGGUGGAUUAAGAGCUAGAUUAGAGACGAUGUUUGAUCAGAUUAUAGCCCACAUAGAAUACAUUAAUACUUGUAUCAAAGAUGAUGACGAAGAAGAGGAAGACGAAAAUGAGCAUAAACGUAUUCCUGAAUUUGAAGUGGAUUUGGAAUGCUUAUACUACGGAGCAAAGACCAAUUUGCUCCUAGACUAUGCACGUGUUGUAUCAACUUCACGGCCUGGGUAA
Messenger RNA from Mucor mucedo, 1605 nucleotides. RefSeq names its product glycoside hydrolase superfamily. Lineage: Eukaryota; Fungi; Mucoromycota; Mucoromycetes; Mucorales; Mucoraceae. The record is from RefSeq and is a predicted model, not a curated record. The coding region runs from base 1 to 1605 and encodes 534 amino acids. Gene Ontology annotation, biological process: carbohydrate metabolic process. Gene Ontology annotation, molecular function: hexosaminidase activity. The transcript is spliced from 9 exons.